Molecule: messenger RNA, 1043 nt
Organism: Phasianus colchicus (ring-necked pheasant)
Lineage: Eukaryota; Metazoa; Chordata; Aves; Galliformes; Phasianidae
Source: RefSeq, a predicted model, not a curated record
GCCACGCUCAUGAGACUUCCAGAAGGUGCUGUACAGGUACAUGUACAUUCAGGCUAUUGAAUCUGAGUCUGCUCUCCUUCCAGUCCAGAUGUUCUCCUGAUGACCUGUGGAGGCCAAGGACAGAACAGUGCUUCUGUCUCUGCUUUCUGCUUCUUUUGGAAGUGUAAAGCCUUGCACCUAUCUGAUUGCAGAGACGAGAGUGUGGAAAUGGCUUUGGGUUUUGCUAUGUAUAUGUAGCAGGCCUGCCAAGACAUGGUGACUCCAUGCCAAAAAUAGCAAUUGUAGAUGUGGCCCAAGCCUCACAGGUAUCUUUCUUGUUUUGUGAUAAUAAUUGCUUUGUUGUGUUUAGUGUAGUGAAUUCAAUGUAACACGCCCUCUCUGAAAAAGAUGAUCAUUCCUCUUUCAGCCCCGCUCCCACUUUCACGCCUUGUGGUACCCAUCCUGCUUGCAGUUGGCUGGAUAGUGGGUUGUGCACUGAUGGUUUAUAUCGUCUUCUCCUGACAGAAGUAAGUGACUUGCACUGAAUCAAAUGGCAUCCACGUGUUCUGUGGGGUGCAUCGAUUCCUUUUUCAACAUCAUUUUCUUUAUCUUACAGGACAGAAGAAUUUACAGUGAUGCUGUUUGGAACAACCUGAAAGUUAAACUGGAAUGUUUAACAACUAAAAUAUGUUUAAAAUUAAUUAUUUUUAAUAUCAACACUGUAGAUAUCAUAUACACUCUUUUUAUCUACCUGUCUCGCAAGCUCAUUCUUCCUUUUGUGAGCAGAUAAACAGCACAUCUCUUCCCCUGAGCCGCCUGUUGUAGAGUUAGGGGCUGAAAGGACCCCUGGAGCUCCCCCCAUCACACAGUUUCCCUGCAGCAGGUCACGCAGGAAAGCCCCCGGGGGGAUUCUGAAUAUCUGCAGAGGAGAUUCCAGCACAUAUGGGCAUCCUGUGCCAGUGUUCUCUAACCUUCACAGCAAAGAAUCACACAAAAUUACACAAUGGCCAGGGUUGGAACGGACCUCAGGGAUCAUGAAUCUCCAACCCCCUGCCACAUGCAGG